Pseudonaja textilis is the source of this 2094-nucleotide messenger RNA. NCBI's taxonomy places the organism in Eukaryota, Metazoa, Chordata, Lepidosauria, Squamata, Elapidae. The record is from RefSeq and is a predicted model, not a curated record.
AUGCGGGCACUGAAGAAGUGCCUGGCUUUCCACUGCCCUCCGGACUCCCAAACGGGGGUCGCUGCUGCCCCGGCCCAUCACGGUCCUUCCUGGGUCUCCAGCCCAGGAGAUGGGGGACGUGGCCGACGCCUCUUCCCCUCGAGGCUCCGCGAGGCGGCCAAGGACUCUGCGGGCUCCCUCGGCGGCUGCCCCAUUUCCACUUCGGGGCCUCCCGAGGGCCCCGCGCUUACUUCCCGCCUGCUGCUGCGGCCGCCCGGGGCAGCCGCCGACCGACCGAGCCUGCCGGAGGCGCCGUCGCAGCCUCGGAGUCCUCGCCCAGGCUCCCGCGCCUCCUCCUUCCCGCCGGGCCCUCCCGGACACGGCGCCGGAGGGAGACGCAUAGCGGCCAGCGGCGCCGGGCGGCUCUUCUGCAGCUGCGUCCCGUGGCGCUCAUGGGACGCUCGGGGCCUCCUCGACCGCUUCUCCCACUCUCGCCGCGCCCUCCCGCUUAGGGCCGCCCAAGCUGACGAGCACCUGCGGAUGGGAGAGCAGCACGUGGCCGCCCUGGAGGCCCGGAUCUCCGAGAUGUCGGAGCUGCUGGGUGCCUACGAGAAGGCCAGGCAGAAGGACCAGGCUGCCCUCCAGAAGCUGAAGGACCGCCUCCUCCAGCUGGACCUCGAGAACAAGACCCUGGCCGUAGCCGCCUCUGGCCACGCCACGGUGGGCCUUGCCCUGGAGGACGGCCGCCUGGACGCCAAUGUGCUGAGAGACCAGGUGGAGAAGCUGACAGAGCUGGCACUAGUGGCUGCCGAGCACGCGCCACCUCUCGUGGGGGACGGCGAGGCUGUCUGCCCGGCUGAGCCCGCUAAGGACGCGGAGUCUGGGGACGGCGAGAAGGCCACCCUGGCCUGUUAUCAACAGGAGCUCAAGCAGCUGAAGGAGGAGUUUGAGAGGUACAAGGCGAGGGCGCAGGUGGUCUUGAAAAACAAAUCGGCCAAAGAUGGGAACCUGGCCAGAGAACUGGAGGAGAGCCAGGAGCAGCUGCUGGAGCUGAAGGAGAAAUACGUUUCCCUUCGGCUGUCCUGCGAGGAGGAGGCCAAGCAGCACCAGGAGCAGCUGGAGGCCAAGAGGCGAGAGGCAGCUCUCCUCCAGCAGCUUCACCGCCAGGAGUUGGAGCGGUGCCUGUCGGAGGGCCGGGAGAAGGCCCUGCGGCUGGAGGAGGAGAUGCACAAGCAGCGGGACCGGGCCCUGGCUGUCCUGAUGGAAAAGGACCAGGAGCUGCAGCAACUGAGGGCCUUGUCUGUGCCCUUCGGGGUGCAGGCUCCCAAAACGGCCACGGGGCCGGGCAGUGGUGGCAGCGGCAGCGCCCACAGCGACAGUGGGGUGGGUGACGAUGCCCUGGAGCACCUGGCCCUGCCCCUCCCUGCCCCCAGCGAGCCCACCUUCCUGCUGUACACAGAGCAGCUGGCUCGGAAGGAGGUGGAGAUCUUGGCCCUGAAGAAGCAGAAGCACCAGCUGGAGGUGGAGGCUCGCCAGUUGCAGGAGAAGCUGCUGGAAGAAGGAGAGAAGCACCGAGAGGAGUUGUCUCUGCUCCAGGGCCACCUUCAAAAGACCUCCAGGGACCGGAGCAGAGAGGGAGCCAACCUGGAAUACCUCAAGAACGUUUUCUACAGGUUCCUGACUUUGACAGAUUUGCUGGCACGCCAGCAAACCCUGACGGCCAUAUUGACUAUUUUGCAUUUUAGCCCAGAAGAGAGACAGGCUGUUCUGAGCCAUGUGGGCGCAAGCAGCGGCUGGUGGCUUUCAGGGCAGAGAUGAACCGCACACACCCCCUGCUUGCUGGGGGUGGGGAGUUCCUACUGAGGCUGGCUUCCCUAUUCCGGCCUCAAAGCAAGCCGUAGCCAUUCUCAGCCCUUGACUGGGGAGGCCACAGGACCAGCCAAGACGCCAGCCUGAGUGACUCCAUGCCUCCCUGGGGCUGCAGGGAUUCCAUUUGGGGUCUUUGUUCUUUUUAAAGGGCUCCAUUCGGGAGUCCAGCCAGUGUUUGUCCCAAUACUUGUGCCAAAUGUGGACCGGCAGCCGGCGGUUGAGGCCAGCCAAUAAAGCAUCAGCCAC